Molecule: messenger RNA, 870 nt
Organism: Papaver somniferum (opium poppy)
Lineage: Eukaryota; Viridiplantae; Streptophyta; Magnoliopsida; Ranunculales; Papaveraceae
Exons: 1
Coding region: 1-870 (289 amino acids)
Source: RefSeq, a predicted model, not a curated record
AUGGUGCUAUGCACUUUAUUUGAAUCUGCAAAAGUCUCAGUUAUGAUAAAUGGUGGACCUAAUGGCUUCUUCUCAGUAGGUAGAGGGUUAAGACAAGGAUACCCUCUAUAUCCAAUACUUUUUGUGCUUAUGGAAGAUGUCCUUAGUAGAAACAUAUCUAAAAUGGUAGCUGAAGGCAAGAUAAGUCCAAUUGUAAUAAGGAAUGAAAUUCAUCCUUCUCAUAUGUUCUUUGUUGAUGAUGUGUUUAUCUUUUGCAAUGGAGCAAAGAAAAGCAUUCAAAAUAUAAUGAAACUUUUAGAAGAAUACCAGAAAAGCUCAGGUCAAGUAAUAAAUAAAAGUAAAAGCAAGUUAUUUAUGGAUGGAACAACUGCAGCAAGGACAAUGCAAAUUAAGGAAAUGGUGCAAAUGAAAGUAAGCACUCUACCUAACAAAUACUUGGGAGUAAUUUUACAAUAUGGCAGAGUAAAAAUUUCAACAGUAUGGCCAAUGGUGGAGCUGAUGCAAAAGAAAUUGGCUACUUGGAAAGGAAAAUUGUUGUCAUUUAAUGAUAGAUUGGUACUCACAAAAUUAGUACUUUGCAUUGUACCAAUUUAUAGUAUGUCAGUAUAUAAGUGGCCAAAAUCAGUAAUUAAAAUUUGUGAGAGAAUAAUUAGAAACUUUUUAUGGUCUGGUGAUGGUGAAACUAGAAAAUACAAAACUCUUGCAUGGAAGAAGGUCUGCUCCCCUUUUAGCGAAGGAGAUCUUGGAAUACAAAGAUUGAAAGUUCUCAAUAAAGCAUUACUGAUGAAGAUUCUAUGGAGAAUAAUAAACUCUGAAGCAGAAUGGGCUCUAUUUAUCAAGGCUAAAUUCCAAGACAAACAGAAUCAAUAA